AUGCAUACUCCCCACUACCUGCUAAUUGCUGCUCUCCUCGCUGCCCCCACCCUCGCCCAUAUCGCCAUGAUCAAGCCCUUCCCCAUAAAACACAAACUCAACCCCAACACCGCCGCCGGCGGCGCCGAAUACAGCUACAGCUCCCCCCUACUAGCAGACGGCAGCAACUACCCCUGCAAGAACUUCCACAAGCUUCUCUCCACCCCCGAAGGCACCCCCGUCGAGACCUGGCCCGCCGGCACCGUCCAAAGCAUGGGCAUCGGCGACACCACCGGCGCCAACCACAACGGCGGCUCCUGCCAAGUCGCGCUCUCCGACGACUCCGGCGCAACCUUCAAGGUAAUCAAGAGCUUCAUCGGCGCCUGCCCCAUGAGCACGGGCCAGACGCUCGAAGUCGAGAUCCCCAAGCAGGCAAAAGACGGGAAAACCAUCUUCGCCUGGACAUGGUUCAACAAGACGGGCCAGCGCGAGAUGUACAUGAACUGCGCCGUGGUGACCAUCACGGGCGGCGGCAGCGGCCUCACAAGCACAGAGUGGCCACCCCUCUUCACGGCAAACAUCGGUGGGACAUGUAAAACCACAGAGGGCAUCGACACCGUCUUCCCCAACCCCGGCAAGAACGUCGUCACAGCCCAAGCAAACGUCAAACUUGGCCCUCCCGUCGGCGAAUGCGGCGCCGCAGGCGCCGGGUCUCCAGCACCCGCCGAGAGCCCAGCGGCUAGCGCAGCAGCCCCCUCACCGACCUUGUCACCCGCUGCGGCGGCCCCGCUUCCAGGCGGUGAGGCGGCGGCGUGCUCAUGCGUGUGUGGCGGGCCUAGCGGAUAUACGGUUAAUAUUGUACCCGCGGCGGCUGGCGUCUCGGAGGGCGCGAUGGCGGCGCGUACAGUGCCGCCGGAGAAUCUGGACACGAGCGGUCGGGAGGGCUUCUUGGAUGAGCGGGAGGAGGCAGGGACGGGGCCGACGUGUGGUGCGAAGCGCCGUGAUCAUAUGCGCCGUCAUGCGAAGAGUAGGAGGUCGGUUACUGCUGAAAGGGAGUAG
Messenger RNA from Morchella sextelata, 1038 nucleotides. RefSeq lists its product as uncharacterized. The transcript has a single exon. Lineage: Eukaryota; Fungi; Ascomycota; Pezizomycetes; Pezizales; Morchellaceae. The coding region runs from base 1 to 1038 and encodes 345 amino acids. The record is from RefSeq and is a predicted model, not a curated record.